AUGGUUUGCACUGCCAAUGAUUUACAAGGAUGGAAAGAUUUUCCAAAGGGACUUAGGGUUCUUCUGCUUGACGGAGAUAGAAGUUCUGCUUCCGAGAUAAGAGAACAGCUUGAGGCCAUGGACUAUAAUGUUUCUACCUUCUAUGACGUGAAUGAAGCUUUGUCAGCAAUAUCAAGUAGUCCUGAAGGCUUCCAUGUCGCCAUAGUGGAGGUGAGUACAAGCAGUAGCCUUGGAGGUUUCAAAUUUCUUGAGAAUGCAAAGGACUUGCCUACCAUUAUGACUUCAAAGAACCAGUGCCUGAACACAACGAUGAAGUGCAUUGCGCUUGGUGCCGUUGAGUUCCUCAGUAAACCACUCUCUGAGGACAAGCUCAAAAAUAUUUGGCAGCAUGUUGUUCACAAGGCUUUUAAUGCUGGGGAAAAUGUUCUGUCUGAAUCUCUAAAACCUAUCAAAGAAUCUGUAGAAUCAGUGCUGCAGCUUCAAACAGACAAUCAACAUGAUAAAACUCAUAAAAGGACAAUGUCGAUUGAUUUAGAGAAUGUGUCCAGGUUUAGUGAUGAUGACAAUGAGCAAUCUGUAUGUGAUAAAUAUCCGGCUCCAUCAACCCCUCAAUUGAAACAUGGGACACGGUUACUAGAUGAUGGAGAUUGUCAUGAGCAAACUAAUUUCUCAACAGAAAAAGAAAGUGAGGAACAUGGUGGGGAAUGCAAAUCUGUCGAAACUUCAUGCGAGAAUUUGAAUGCUGAAAGUUCUCCUCAACCAAUGGAACUCAAGCAGACUCUGAUUAAGGAAGAGGAUUUUGCUAAUGGUUCCCAGGGCGAGAGAGCUGUUUCACUGAAUCCAAACAUGGAAAAGAUCCAUGGCAAUGCAGAUGGUAAUACAUCUCCAAAAAAGACGGAAGUACUUAAUGAUUCAUGUGAGAUUAAAGCUAAUCGGAAGAAGAUGAAAGUAGACUGGACACCUGAGCUGCAUAAAAAAUUUGUGAAGGCUGUCGAACAACUAGGUAUUGAUCAAGCCAUUCCUUCUAGAAUAUUGGAGAUAAUGAAGGUAGAAGAUUUGACAAGGCACAACGUGGCAAGCCAUCUUCAGAAAUAUAGAAUACACAAGAGACAAAGUGCACCAGGGGAAGAAGAUCGAAAAUGGCAUAAUCAAAGGGAUGCAACGCAAAGGAGCUAUUAUCUGCAAAGACCAAUCAUGGCCUACCCUCCCUACCAUUCAAACCCCACCCCUUCUCCAGCUCCUAUAUAUCCUAUGUGGGGACAACCUGGAAGUCAAUCAGCCGGGGUACAGAUUUGGGGGCCUCCUGCAUAUCCCUUGUGGCAUCCUACAGAGAGUUGGCACUGGAAGCCUUAUCCGGGGGUGCAUGUGGAUGCUUGGGGAUGCCCAUUGUUCCCACCUCCUCAAGCUCCUGGUUUUCCCUACAAUCAAAACGUACCUGGAUUGCAAACUCCUAAAGCAGCGGAAUAUAGGUUCAGCAUGCCACGUAGUUCCUUUGAACAUCAUCCGGCAGAGGAGGUUGUAGACAAGGUUGUGAAGGAAGCAAUUAACAAGCCAUGGCUACCGUUGCCCUUGGGACUCAAAGCUCCUUCCAUGGAUAGUGUGUUGGCUGAGCUCUCCAAACAAGGGAUAUCCAGCAUCCCUAACAAGGGGUCUUCUGCUCCAAAACCCUGCUGA
Messenger RNA from Sphenostylis stenocarpa, 1674 nucleotides. The record is from the annotation of a GenBank genome assembly. Lineage: Eukaryota; Viridiplantae; Streptophyta; Magnoliopsida; Fabales; Fabaceae.